UGAGGCGGAGUGUGACCAAUACUUCACUGAAGACACAUCAGUCAGUGAGGCGGAGUGUAAACAAUACUUCACUGAAGACAUGUCCGUCAGUGAGGCGGAGUGUGACCAAUACUUCACUGAAGACACAUCUGUCAGUGAGGCGGAGUGUAAUCAAUACGUCACUGAAGACACAUCCCGGUGCGUGCGUGCUGCAGAAAAGGCCGGCAGCCGUAUCCUGGACCCUGUACCCGAGCGUUCAUCCAAGAGCAGCUCUCGUCGCAGCAACCAUGCCGGCGGUGGUGGGAGUCACUCCAGUUCGGAACAAGGCUACAUUUGUGACAGCGAGAGUGAGGGCGGCAAGGUGUCCGAUGCUGAAUCUGAUCUCUUCCGCGCAACGAGUAAAGGUGGCAGCGUCGGUGCGAGUGGAGCUGACGAGAGCAGCAAUAGCACAACUGCGUCGAGCGCAUCUGUGGGCGCUGGUACAGGCGGGGGUGUAAGCCUCGUACCUCCUGCAGCUCUUGGCUUAGGUCUUGCCAGGGCACAACAACCAACACCAGUGUCUCCUCCACUGCCUCUCGUGCCUGUAGCUGCUGCUGCUGUAGCGCCUCUUGACGCUGUCACCGCCGCUCCUGCCAGUAACGGACUGUCGCCUCAAGGCACAUCUGUUCCUACCGCUGCAGUUCCUCCUCUUGUUGUAGCUGCGGGUGUACCGACCGCUCCACAUUCAGCAUCUGCUGCGCCUACUGCGGCGUUGGCGCCUCCCCAUCAUUACUUAAAUGCUCCUGCCUAUGGAAGCCGACCUUCCUUCCCACCGACGGCUGCCCCGAGCCACGCAACGUCUCCCGUGGACGUCAAACCUCCGCUGGACAUCAAGCCUCCAGUGGACGUGAAACCUCCCCUCGAUAUCAAGCCGGACCUUAAGCCAGCCUUGCAACAAGAUAUUAAGCCUAAUUUAGCUGACCUGAAACCUGCGUCUUAUCCUGUGAUACCAGCGCAGGCUAAGCCAACCCUCGCGUCUCAUCCUACAGCGCCCGCACCUCACCUCACUCCUGCUCCACACUCUGCUUAUCAAUCGGUGCCUCCAUUACAUCAUCCUGCGUAUCCUCCGCUCUCUACCUCAUCUCAUCCAGCACCUGCUCCACCUUCUCUUCCUCCUCCCCAACACCCAGGGGCUGGUGCACCACCCCCAUCAUAUCCAUACUACCCCCCACACACCAGUGGCACCUACAGCCCCACUGGUAUUGCCCAGAGCAGCUCCCCCGGUGCUCUGGUGUCGUGUACUGCUGGGGCCUUAACAUCAUCUUCGAGUGCCAGGUACAGCAACGGGCCUUGUGCCACCACGACCACCGGCAGCCUCAGCAAGUACAGUGUCGUGUCCCUGGUGUCUAAUGGCUCCAGUGGUGGCAGCAGCAGUACAAGUACCCCAGUGAGUAGCGCUCCUUCAGUAACUCCAUCAACGGGCGUCGUCAAAAAUAAUCACUCGAGUCACCAUUCUUCACAUUCAUCGCAAGGAAGGUCUCCUCAUCCUUCACCACGUUUACAUUCACCUCAUCACUCAUCUGCUCCUUACCCACCUCCUUCCCAAACGUCCAACAUAUCGCAGCCUCACCAUCUUUAUCCGCCUCACUACCCUCCUGGGUAUCCUACGCAUCCCGCCACCACUCGGUCCUCGCCUCACUCAUCCCCAUACUCUCCUGCGUACAACGCCGGUCAUCCUUACUAUCCUCACCUCCAGCCACCCUCUAACCCUGGCCAACCCGUGCCUCAUUACCCUUCACCAGACUCCAUAAAAACAGAGCCCGGCGAACCUCAAAAGUCAUCUUCUUCCUCAAAGCUUCAUCAUCCAUCAUCUGCUGGGUAUCCUCCCUCAUCGCUGUCUCAUAUCUCUCCUCAACAUCACCAUCAUCCCCACUCAUCUUCUCCCUCUGUACCACCUCACUCGCAUCACAAGCACUCGUCCCAACACAGCACUACAAAAAUCAAAACAGAACCUGGACAGUCAAGCGCAUCUCAUUUGCCUCCACCUAGAGGGACUCCCCCCACAACUCCGCGUGGUCGCUCCAAUACUCCCACUUCACACCCAUCCUCGACUGCCUCCUCCUCAUCUCAUCCUCAUUUUCCUCCACAUCCAAGUGGAAGCAUCCAACAUCCCCAGCAUCACUCGGUCCCAUCGCGUCAUUCGCCCCGACACCUCGAGCAGCAGCAGCCGCCAACUGCUCCGUCCUCGCAUUAUGGAUUUCACCCUACGUCUGUACAAUCCCCUAUCACGUCUCUCAGCAAACCAUGGGCCAGCCCCGUGUCGAGCCUGGCGAGCAGCAGUGCGGCGCGACUGUCCAGUCUGAGCCGAGGACCGGCUCCCCCCUUGGGCCUGCCUCCCCCAUCCUUCCCCCUCGCCCCUCCUCCGGUCUCUGCGCCGCUCCCCCCUUCGGGGAUGUUCGCUCCCUCUUCCCUCACCACCAGUUCGCUCUUGCCCUCACAUCUCGCUGCUGCGUCAGAUCCUCUUGUUCAAUCAGAUCUGCUGCGGCGUGAGCUAGAUUCGCGCUUCCUGGCGACGCAGGACCGUUCACUGAGCGGCCUGGGGGCGGGCGCCCUGAGCAGCGUCGGCGGGCUGCCCGCGCUCCUGCGCACCGACGUGCACCAUCACCAGCACCAACACACGCAUGUGCAUCAACACCUGCUGCCACACAUGGGCCCUCAUCCACCUCCUCCCAGCGCUUUAGUUCCUCCAACGGCUCCACUACCGCCGCUGCCAACACCUGCUGCUGCUGCGGCAGCUGCAGCAGCCGCCGCAGCAGCUGCCGCGGCCGCUGCUGCUCCAGCUGGUCUCUUCUCGUCUCCAGCUGCUCCGCCUACUCCAUCUCUGUUCAAGGAAGUGAGCAAGGUGGGGCUGGGUCUGGAGAACAGCCUCUACCGCAGCGCGUCCAGCCUGGGCGCCACUUACCCCCCCGCGCUGUCGUCUCACAUCGUAGCGAGCGCCUCGACGCCUUUCGCUCCCCCGUCUCAUCCCGCACCUUUGGCUCCAAAGAAGACUGGUCGGUGGAACGCCAUGCACGUACGGGUGGCCUGGGAAAUAUAUUACCACCAGCAAAAGCAAGCUGCGGAGAAGGCUGGAGCAGGAAGCAAACUUGCUCCCAAUCCCACCGAGCUACUGCAUCCACCUCGUGGCCUACCUCACGCAUCCUCACCUUCAAUGUUCACUGCCUUGAGACCUCCGAAUCUUCCUCCGCCUCCGCCCCAUUCCAUAAUAGGAGGACCUUCACAGCGAUUUGAACCCACAUCUAUGCUGAGUCACGCGUCUCAUCUGACACCAUCGAUCCCUGGCUUGGGAGGCUUGAGAUAUCCAACCGCUGGUCAGCCCCACGCCCCUGGAGCCUCGCAUCUCACGGCUUCCUUCCACCAUCCCGGCAUGUCGCCGGCCAUCUCCGGCCCUCCUCCAGGCUCCAUGUUCUCCAGAGAAGGAUUGAGUUACCCCACUCCUUCACCGGCUACCGAUUGGAGAUUACGAGUGCCCGUUUCUUACGGUGGCGGCACUCCUUGGAGUCUCUACGAGCGACGUGAGGCCGAAGAGCGCGAAGAGAGAGAGCGCAGGGAUCGCGAAAAGAAGCAUCGAGAAGAGCACGACAGGAAAGAGAGGGAAAGAGCCGAAGAAAGAGAAAGGAAAGCACGGGAAAAGGACAGAGAAGAACGUGAACGAAAAGAAAGAGAAAUGGAGCGCGAAAGAAGAGAAAGAGAAUUGGAUCGGGAGCGUGAGAGAAGAGCGGAACACGAACGAGAAAAAGCCGCUCGUGCCACUGAGGCUGCGACUGUCGUAGCUGCUGCCCCAGCUUUCAUGCCACCUCGGCGAGAAGCAUCUCGAUCGCCUCUACGAGCCCCAGAGCAGCCUCUGGAAAACAAUAAAUCGACAGUGGCUACGACACUUCCUUCAACAACUCCUUCUUCUUCAGCUGCUCCGUCUGAUUCUGUAUCACCACCUGUGUCGGCCCUUGCCACUUCUACUUCCUGUUGUAGCACGACAGCUCAUACUACAACUCCCAGCCCAGCUGUCGUUGCCCCCCAACCUGGACCUGGACCUCCCUCAUCUUCUGUUUCAACUUCCACUAUCCCUUCUGUGCCCACAGUUUCUUCACUUGCCUCGGGAACUCCAGUUAGCGGUACGUCGUCCUCUAUCGUGUCUAGUAACAACAGCAAUAGCAGUAUGAACAGUGUUAGCAGUAACAGCAGUACAUGCCAGAACGUUGUGACUACCUCACCGUGCUCUACGGCUGUCACCACCACGUUUUCUUCUUCCAUUAAACCUUCUCCGACUGUCUCUCAGUCUUCUCAUCAUUCGAAAUCAGAUCACCGACCAGACUCGAGGCCUGCGUCACGGCCGAGCUCUGGUCCUAAUAGUCGUCCUAAUUCCAGGCCGAGUUCUCGGCCAGCUGAUAGUCAUCGUUCUAGGACGGACUCAAGGGAUGAUAUUAUGAUAGUAGGUAGCAAAGAAGCUCCUCCUCGACUACCUCCUCCGGUCAGUAUGUCGUCGCACUCUCUGGCGCCAUUACCAAUGCAUCAUCCUAGCGGUCAGUUAUUACCUCCCCACACCAUGUCCUCUGUCAGCCCUCUGGAUAGAGCGCGAUUAAUGGGGAAUGGCUACCAUCCUGGCCCUUCAAUGUGGAACGAUCCCUUCAGAAGUGUGGACCCUUACAGAGCGGCAGCUGCUGCUGCACAAGCUAAUUCUGAUGCUCUAGCUGCUGCUCGCUAUGAGCUGCUCAGCAGGGAACAUAUGAGAGACCCGCUUAGAGAUAGUCUUGAUCGGGCCAGAGAAGAACAUCUUCUCCGCUCUAAUCCUUUGGGAUCCUUAAUCCUCUCAGAACGUUACCGAGAACACCAGGCUCGUGAGAUGUUCGAGAGAGAAAGACAAUACGCUGCUGCUGGGUUCUAUCCUCCAUCGUCUUCUUCAUUACUCCCUCCUCAUCCUUCACAACAUUUGCUGGGUUCACAAUUCAAAACAUCUUUGGGUCACCCCGGCCAUCCAGGCCAUCCUAGUCUGCACCCACACCCAGGGUUGAGUGGCUUGCAUCCCUCAGUCACCCUUCAUCUAGGCCAUCAUCACAUGGCCCCGGGGAUGCCUCCACCCCUCAUAUCCACUCGACCGCCCGAUAAAAAAGACGAGCCCCGAUGAAGCGAGCGCUCGCCCGGGCUUCCUAACGUAAAUAGUCUUUCAUCGUCGCUUGAGAUCGAGUAAUUUCGAGCGUAUUUUAUUCAUGGCCAACCAAUAUUUAUUACGCUAUGCGGACUGUAAUAUUUGUAUAUAAAGUACAUACUUUAUAAUUUAUUAUAAAAGGUAAAUCUGCGACUGAUCUGACGGAUGUGCUUGUUACGAAUUAUUAAUACAAAUGUUUGUUACU
This is a messenger RNA of Hyalella azteca, 5366 nucleotides long. RefSeq names its product proline-rich protein 36. The transcript has 13 exons. The annotation marks the transcript as partial. Lineage: Eukaryota; Metazoa; Arthropoda; Malacostraca; Amphipoda; Hyalellidae. The record is from RefSeq and is a predicted model, not a curated record.